Brachypodium distachyon (stiff brome) is the source of this 764-nucleotide messenger RNA. RefSeq lists its product as uncharacterized. Lineage: Eukaryota; Viridiplantae; Streptophyta; Magnoliopsida; Poales; Poaceae. The record is from RefSeq and is a predicted model, not a curated record. The transcript is spliced from 2 exons. Bases 78 to 443 code for a protein of 121 amino acids.
GACCGCAUCUCAUACAACGCAGACCUCGAUACCAGCCGCGCGAGCGCGACGCACCAGCAUCUCGAACCCGCGAUUCGAUGUCGGACGUGUACAAGAAAGCGAAGCCCGGCCGCCUCGUCUUCAAGGGCGGCGAGGCCGCCACCCUCCGCAAGCCCAAGAAGCAGAAGCAGAAGAAGAACAAGAAGCCAGCCGCCGAUGUCCCCGCCGACGCUGACGCGGAAGCCGCGGCGCCCGCGCCCUCGGAGGGUGCCGAGGGUGGAGACGCGGGCGGCGACUACACCAUCGACGCGGCGAAGCGGAUGAAGUACGAGGAGCUGUUCCCCGUGGAGACGAGGAAGUUCGGGUACGACCCAACCAACGCCGCCCGCACCUCCCGCGACCGCACCGUCGAGGAGGCCCUGGACGACCGCGUGCGGAAGAAGGCCGACCGCUACUGCAAGUGAGGUGAUCAACUCAUCUGAUUUGUUCUGCUGUUAUGGAGAGAGGCUCACUUGGAGUAGAUAUGCUCAAUGUAUCAGAAAGGGUAUCUUUGGAGUAGUGUUGGGCCCUCGAUGGCAUUUGUAUAUCAAGCUAGUCUCUGUAGCCAUCAAGCAUUUCCUUUAAUCUUGGCAUGUCUGUACUGGUGAACAAAAGGAUGCUCGCAUCUGGUAUUAUUCUCCUGUUCAGUCUCUCUUGCCUGUUUUGGUCAAUUAGGUGAUGUAUGCUUGGCACACGUGAUUGUAGAAUUAUAUUUGCAGUUCAGUUGUAUCCUUUCUUUUGUGCUA